Ilex paraguariensis (yerba mate) is the source of this 208-nucleotide messenger RNA. Lineage: Eukaryota; Viridiplantae; Streptophyta; Magnoliopsida; Aquifoliales; Aquifoliaceae. The record is from the annotation of a GenBank genome assembly.
UUGGGACGCCUAUAUGCCCAUUGAGAGCUACCCUGAUCAAAUCAUGGUUCUCAAAGUACAUUUAAUUGUCAUUCUUGCAAAGCAGCAACACAAGUUAUUGCACCACAUUGUCCUCCAACAACAAAGUCAUAGGCAAACUUUCAUCGACCUUGCAUCUUCCAGCAAGGUUGCACAAACCUGCCAAGCGAUAGCUAAGAGACAGCAAUGA